CUAACAUUCUGUUACAAAUUUUGUUCCUUUAAACAGACAAGGAAGAGAAGAAAUAACGGCCGUGCCAAGAAGGGCCGAGGACAUGUCCAGCCUAUACGCUGUACCAACUGUGCCCGUUGCGUCCCCAAGGACAAAGCUAUUAAGAAGUUUGUCAUCCGAAAUAUUGUAGAAGCAGCUGCAGUCCGAGAUAUCUCUGAAGCAAGUGUCUUUGACUCCUAUGUGUUACCCAAGCUCUAUGUGAAGCUUCACUAUUGUGUUAGCUGUGCUAUCCACAGCAAGGUGGUGAGGAACCGAUCCCGUGAGGCCCGAAAGGACCGCACUCCUCCUCCCCGGUUCAGGCCAGCAGGUGCUGCACCGAGACCACCCCCUAAGCCUAUGUAAGGAGAUGGAUUUAAAAGAUGUCACUUCCAAAUAUUGAUUCAAUAAAUACAUUUACAAGUGA
This is a messenger RNA of Candoia aspera, 442 nucleotides long. It is a transcript of the gene RPS26, whose product is annotated as ribosomal protein S26. The transcript has 3 exons. Gene Ontology annotation, cellular component: cytosolic small ribosomal subunit; ribosome. Lineage: Eukaryota; Metazoa; Chordata; Lepidosauria; Squamata; Candoiidae. Gene Ontology annotation, molecular function: structural constituent of ribosome; mRNA binding. The annotation marks the transcript as partial. Gene Ontology annotation, biological process: translation. The record is from RefSeq and is a predicted model, not a curated record.